Nerophis ophidion (straightnose pipefish) is the source of this 3603-nucleotide messenger RNA. RefSeq names its product ankyrin repeat and LEM domain containing 2 (gene ankle2). The record is from RefSeq and is a predicted model, not a curated record. Gene Ontology annotation, biological process: negative regulation of phosphorylation. The coding region runs from base 169 to 2982 and encodes 937 amino acids. The transcript is spliced from 13 exons. Gene Ontology annotation, cellular component: endoplasmic reticulum. NCBI's taxonomy places the organism in Eukaryota, Metazoa, Chordata, Actinopteri, Syngnathiformes, Syngnathidae. Gene Ontology annotation, molecular function: protein phosphatase 2A binding.
GUGAACGCAGCAUGGUGCACAGUGCGCAUGCGCACAGCAGGUUGUAAACAAUGAGCCCAGACUAUCAGACCGUCCUCCAGCUUUUUGUCCAACAAUGUACUUGUGUGCUGUGUCCAACUACUCAGAGCUCAUCCCCACGCACCAAACAUGUGCCUCUGGAGCUGAAGUAUGGAUGCAGUUCUGACCAGGCUGAAGGAGCUGACCGCUGAUCAACUGCGUGAGGAAUUUGCCCGAGCAGACCUGAAGUGCGGCCCCAUUACCGCCACCACUCGAGCCAUCUUUGAGAGGAAACUGGCCCGAGCGCUCGCCGGUCCGGAAAGGAGUACCACCGACUCGGACGACGGCUCGUCCGCCAGGGGCGCCGAUGACUUGGCUUCAGUGGGCGACCAUGUCAUACCUUUACCGUGUGCCAAAUCAACCGAUGCAGUAAGCAGGAGCUCAAAUGAGGAGCUGGACUUCGGCUAUGGUGUGGGUCUCAACCCGCCAGAGGAAGACCAGAUCUCAGCAGGGGCUUGCAACAGCUCCAGUUGUCAACCCGCAAUGGAAUCUACUUCAAGAGACGCACAAGUGCCCCCAGCUUUUUACUAUGGAGUAUGUCCUCUGUGGGAGGAUAUUUUAUCUCGGAAUGAGCGAUCACUUGUCUACACGGACAAAAAAGACGCCCUUCAGGCUGUGAAAGUGAUGAAGGGCGCACGCUUUAAAGCUUUUUCCAACCGUGAGGAUGCUGAGAAGUUUGCCAAAGGGAUGUGUGACUACUUCCCCUCGACUAGCAAAUCUACAGCAUGCGUGUCUCCUGUAAAACCCGGCCAGGUCUUCAAUAAAGACAACAUGGAGGUGGACACCAUUAACCGGGAGCGGGCCAACAGUUUUAAGAGCCCACGCACACAGGACCUAACGACCAAGCUGAGAAAACCUGCAGAGAAGGGAGAUGAGGCAGCCUUCAGUGAGCUGGUCUGGAGCAACCCACGCUAUCUCAUUGGCUCAGGCGACAACCCCACUAUUGUGCAGGAGGGCUGCAGGUAUAACGCAAUGCACGUGGCGGCCAAGGAAAACCAGGCGGGCAUCGCCCAGCUACUGCUGGACACCUUGGAGAACCCAGAGUUCAUGCGCCUCAUGUACCCGGACGAUGACGAAAGCAUGCUGCAGAAACGCAUUCGUUAUAUUGUGGAUCUUUACCUCAACACUCCAGAUAAGGCCGGUUUUGAAACACCACUCCACUUUGCCUGCAAGUUCGGGUGUCCGGAGGUGGUCAAUGUCCUGUGUUCGCAUCCAGAUACUGAUAAGAACAGGAAGAACAAAGAUGACUUGAAGCCUUGUGAUAUUAUCUGUAGCAGAAAGAGCCAAACCCCGGAGGUGAAGCAGAAAAUAAGUGAUUAUUUAGAAGACCGCUGCUACGUCCCCUUGCUGAGGGCAGCAGACAACACCUCUCAACCCAUCAUUGGUUCCUUGUGGUCUCCUGAAUCCUCAGAAAGACUCUCACUGAUCCAACGACACACAAAAAGUCCAAUGGAUCCACUGAUGACUGUCACAGCCUUUGCCGGCCCACUCAGUCCUUCCAAGGCGGAUGACUUUCGCCGCUCCUGGAAAACUCCACCUCGAAAUCGAGGACCGCAUUUCCAUAACAUUUUGAAGUCGGACCCCGACCGUGGAGCAGAGCGAGUUGGCAGAGACCUGGCUCAUGAGCUGGGUCACCCCUGGGCCGAGUAUUGGGAUUUUCUUGACAGUUUUGUCGAUCUGUCGUCCACCGAGGGACUUCACAAGAUGGAAGAAUACCUGAGCAAGAGGGAUUUCUGCCCACGGACUCGGGAAGAAGCGGAGAACGAGAACAGCAACAGAUUUCGAACCCCCUCCCCAGGCAAGCUCAAGAAGUUCUGCAACUCCAUCUCCGUGGGGGCCUUCCUGGACGAGGGGGAGGACAUCAGCUUGGAGGAAAUGAAGAACCGGCAGAACGCGGCGCUCACCAGCAUCACCUCCUCCGCCGCCGCCGCCAGCGACAGCCUGAAGGGAGCGGUGGGAGGUCACGACUUCCGCAUCUUGCCCAUGGCGCCACUGUACCGGGGCGCCGACCUGAUCGAGACCGCGGCCGAGCGGGACCCGCUGUGUUGCUGCGACGACGGCCUCCUGUCUCCCGGCGCCGUCUGCCAAAACCAGGUGUGCGCCUCCUCCAGAGAGCGGACGCUCAACGGCGAUGAGAUGUUUCCUCAAAGCUCCCAGUCUUCCUGCGGCCUGCUGUCGCCCGUCUCCAACCUCAUGGUGGAGUUUGAGCGCAUGUCGCUGCAAGAACCGUCGGACGCCGACUUAAGCACCGACCUGAGCUCCGGGCCGAGUCUUGGUCACGGCAGCCCGAGCAGGGAGGUCCUGAAGGGGGGAGGAGGUGCGGAGGAGAGGCCCAGCAGCAGCAGCAGCAGCAGCAGCAGCAGCUCAGAGGAGUUCUUCCAGGCGGAGGACGGGAGCUCGGACAUAACGAGCAGGACAAGGGGGGCCAACGUCUGCGCCAGAUCCAAAUCCUGGGACCACGGGGGGAGGGACCUGAGCAGCUCGGGGUCGUCUACGUCUUCGUACAAGUCCUUGGACAACUCCCAUGAGUUCCUGCCGAGGACCCCGCCUCACGUCCGGAAAGGACUCUUCAUCAUGGGAGCGUCUCCGAGCAAGUUGGACAGGCAGGUGUUGUCGGCCCUGGAAGGUGUGGAGGUGGAGUCUCAGACGUAUCCCAGCAUUCACAAGUGGAUGAGCACAAUAAAGUCCUUCUCUGCCUCAGACAUGCAAAGCUGGCCGAGCCCCGCGGUGGGAAGACCGGGUCUCGGGAUGCAACAUCAGACUCCGGGCUCCCCGGCGCCAAGCGGCCCCAUGUCUCCCUCGGCCCGUUCAAGUCCCGCCUUCCAUUCGGCCUCGCCGGACUUCAGCCCGAGCCGCUUCAGCCCCGCCAACGCCGGCUACAUGCAACGUAUCCUCCUCAAGCACUUGAACCAGCCCUCGGUCUGACUUCACAGACUGGAAUAAGACGCAAGAUUACAAAAAGAGAUGAGCAUAUGUAAAUGUGUGUGGUUAUUUGUGACAAGUGUGUAUCGGAACUCAAGUCAACAUUUUUGGAUGUUAUGAACAUGAGCCACACUUCAGUGUGACUUCAACAUAUCCUUAAAUUAAUAUUUUAAGAGUUAUUUUUUUGUAUGUUGGUCAGUAGCACAAAGGUUUUUUUUUUAAAUGAAAAAGGCGUUAAACCGACUGCCAUUUUCCUGCAUUUCCUCUGUUCAGGAUUUGCCUUAAUUUCCUGAACUGAAGGAUUAUUUUGGUCCGACUACAAGAACAUCUGAAGACUAACAUUGAAUUGUGUGCUUUUAGUUAGUUGUUCUGAAUGUAACUUUUUGCUGGAGCCGACCUUUCUCAGAGAGCACAAACAACUUAGCUGAGAUCGUGCCGUCACGCGUGCUCUCAGGUGACAACUCUGCUCACGGGAAAUGUUUCUCGGUGUGCAAAAAAAAUGCACCUAAAACUUACAACCAUUGCUUCUUUUUGUUGCAUUGAUCAACUUUUAAUGGUGGGGAUUCUUUUCCUGUUAUGUCAAAAAGUUGCUUUACGAGUAGUCAAUAAAACUUCACUACUUUA